AUGGAGACUGCUCCGGCCAAGGUCGUCAAGAAGCGCAUUCGAAAGCCCCGGGGUCGCGGUCUGCGCACGAAUACUGGCUGCCUGACCUGCCGCACCAGACACAAGAAGUGCGACGAGCAGAAGCCGAGAUGCGGCCCGUGUACAAACUCCGACCGCGAGUGCGCCUUUCCCGAUGCCUCGCGCGCUGGCACUCCGGGCUCUGCCAGUGCUUCCGCCAGCACAACAACGGCCUCCAGUUCAUCGCGCAUCCAGAACAUCCUGUGCUCUCCCCAUUCUGCUCCGCCCGGCCCUGUUGCCCCCACGCUGGACUAUGAUGCCACCGAUGGGCCGAGUCCCGAGACGCACAACAUCCUGGACCCCGAGCUGGUCGCCCUGUAUCCAGACACUCGCCCCCAGCCGCCCAUUCCCGGCCUCUACUCCGGCUCCCUGCAGACGCUGCCGUCUGUGCAGUCCUCCGAGACGGUGACGCCUGACGUCAAUGGCGACCAUGCGAGCACCCAAUGGCUGAACCUGCUCGCGACCGAUGCCGCCCAGGCUGGGAAUGGCUUCAGUCUGCCCAGUUCCGCCCGGUCGCGGCUCUCCCGCGGGUCCACCGGCCACUUCCACGAUCACACCAGCACCCCGACGCACCUCUACUCUCCGCACAUCACGGAACGACAGGCCUGGCAGGCUGAUGUGGACAUUGUCUUAUCCAAGCCCGAGGCGGCGCUCUUUCGGAGAUUCACCGAGCGCAUUGCUGCUUCUCUUGACCUGUUCGACCCCCAUAAGCAUUUCUCUCACUAUGCUACCCGGCUUGCCUUGCGCAAUGUCGGUCUCAUGAAAGCCAUCCUCGCACUGUCCGCACGAUACUCAUCACUGUCCACACCUGCCCCCGACGGCUCUGUGACAGAACCCGUUGUCGACCCCAACGAAGCCAUCCAAUUCUACUACGAGACCUUGCACUAUGUCUCGACUGCUCUGCAAUACAACUCCUACAAGCACAGCGAAGAGCUCCUCGCGACCGCCAUCGUAGUAAGCACCUACGAGAUGCUCGACGCCAGCGAGCCCAACUCCAACUGGCAGCGCCACCUCAAAGGCGUCUUCUGGAUCCAGCGCUCCCAAGACGUCAACGGCGCCUCAGGUGGCCUCCGCCAGGCCGUCUGGUGGGCGUGGCUGCGGCAAGACCUCUGGGCUGCCUUUCGCGAGCACCGCCGCUGCUUCAGCUUCUGGCAGCCCAUCGUCGACUACGCAGACCUCAGCGAGGACGACCUCGCCUACCGAUCCGUCUAUCUCCUCAGCCAGGCCGUCAACUACUCCAUCGAACCGCCCCCAGACGCCAACGUAGAAGCCGACGCCGACGUCGACCUCGAGCAGGUCCGGCUACGCACGGAGCGCGGCAACGAACUCAUGAAUAUGCUGGAGCGGUGGAGGAGUUUCUCCAAUGCGGCGUUCAAGACCUUUCCGACAGAGAACCGCGACGAGGUGCAUGGCUGGGCGCCGAUCUGGAUCCAUCCGCCGGCAUUUGGGGUCGCGCUGCAGGUGUACAGCUUUGCAAAGAUCCUUGUCUGUCUGCAUCGGCCCGUCCCGAGCGGGUUUGCAGGGUAUCGCAGUUUUCAAAAAACACUAACCGACGCCGUCGCCACAAUCUGCGGGAUCGCCAUGGAACUCACCGAGCCGGGCUGCCAGAUCAUCUCCGCGCAGUGCUUGUUCGGCGCCGGGCUGUGUGUCCAGGACGGGGCGCAGCAGGAAACGAUCAUCUCGCUAAUCCGGGCUUGUGAGGCGCGUACCGGGUGGCCGAUGGCGACGAUGCAGGAGGACUUGCGCAAGGAGUGGGCGAAGGCUGCGGGGGAGGGCAAGAUGGCGCCAUGA
Aspergillus puulaauensis is the source of this 1848-nucleotide messenger RNA. RefSeq names its product Zn(II)2Cys6 transcription factor. The record is from RefSeq and is a predicted model, not a curated record. Lineage: Eukaryota; Fungi; Ascomycota; Eurotiomycetes; Eurotiales; Aspergillaceae. Gene Ontology annotation, molecular function: transcription cis-regulatory region binding; DNA-binding transcription factor activity, RNA polymerase II-specific; zinc ion binding. Gene Ontology annotation, biological process: positive regulation of transcription by RNA polymerase II. The coding region runs from base 1 to 1848 and encodes 615 amino acids. The transcript is spliced from 5 exons. Gene Ontology annotation, cellular component: nucleus.